This is a messenger RNA of Lepus europaeus (European hare), 600 nucleotides long. It is a transcript of the gene DIRAS2, whose product is annotated as DIRAS family GTPase 2. The transcript has a single exon. Gene Ontology annotation, cellular component: plasma membrane. Gene Ontology annotation, biological process: signal transduction. Gene Ontology annotation, molecular function: GTPase activity; GDP binding; GTP binding. Bases 1 to 600 code for a protein of 199 amino acids. NCBI's taxonomy places the organism in Eukaryota, Metazoa, Chordata, Mammalia, Lagomorpha, Leporidae. The record is from RefSeq and is a predicted model, not a curated record.
AUGCCUGAGCAGAGCAACGAUUAUCGCGUGGCCGUGUUCGGGGCAGGUGGUGUUGGCAAGAGCUCGCUGGUGUUGAGGUUUGUGAAAGGAACGUUCCGGGAGAGCUACAUCCCCACGGUGGAAGACACCUACCGGCAGGUGAUCAGCUGUGACAAGAGCAUCUGCACGCUGCAGAUCACCGACACCACCGGGAGCCACCAGUUCCCGGCCAUGCAGCGGCUGUCCAUCUCCAAGGGGCACGCCUUCAUCCUGGUCUACUCCAUCACCAGCCGGCAGUCCCUGGAGGAGCUCAAGCCCAUCUACGAACAGAUCUGCGAGAUCAAGGGGGACGUGGAGAGCAUCCCCAUCAUGCUGGUGGGCAACAAGUGUGACGAGAGCCCCAGCCGCGAGGUGCAGAGCAGUGAGGCCGAGGCCCUGGCCCGCACGUGGAAGUGUGCCUUCAUGGAGACCUCGGCCAAGCUCAACCACAACGUGAAGGAGCUCUUCCAGGAGCUGCUGAACCUGGAGAAGCGCAGGGCCGUGAGCCUGCAGAUCGAUGGCAAGAAGAGCAAGCAGCAGAAGCGGAAAGAGAAGCUCAAGGGCAAGUGCGUGGUCAUGUGA